GUGUGUGCCGCGCACCGCGGGCCUUCCUGGGUAACCUGGGCCUCGCCGGCGCCCUGUCCCGCCUUCGAAGGGAAAACUUAACUCCCACGGACAACUUUCUCCCUUGGCUGACAUCCUCGCACGCCCAAGCCCCGAAAGUGCCCUGCCCUUGACCUCUCCGGGAGCUGUCAGCCAUUUCUUGUGGAGUUGGCCGGGGCUUGGGUCCGUGUGUCUGUGGGUGACGGACACGAGUUGAGAUAACCUUGGGCAGGUGCUGCUUAAGUUGCUGACCCAGAGCUGCUGGUAAUUAUGGGAAAUCAACUCGCUGGCAUUGCGCCUUCCCAGAUCCUUUCUGUAGAGAGUUAUUUCUCGGACAUUCAUGACUUCGAGUAUGACAAGAGCCUGGGAAGUACUCGCUUUUUCAAGGUUGCCAGAGCGAAGCACCGGGAAGGGCUGGUGGUGGUGAAGGUCUUUGCCAUUCAAGAUCCCACAUUGCCCUUAACCAGUUACAAACAGGAGCUGGAGGAGUUGAAAAUCAGGCUGCAUUCUGCACAGAACUGCCUCCCUUUCCAGAAAGCAGCCGAAAAAGCAUCUGAGAAAGCAGCCAUGCUGUUCAGACAGUACGUGAGAGACAACCUCUAUGAUCGCAUCAGUACCCGUCCGUUCUUAAAUAACAUUGAGAAGCGCUGGAUCGCUUUCCAGAUCCUGACUGCAGUGGACCAAGCCCACAAAUCUGGAGUCCGUCAUGGGGACAUCAAGACUGAGAACGUGAUGGUCACCAGUUGGAACUGGGUUCUUCUAACUGAUUUUGCCAGUUUCAAGCCCACUUAUCUUCCAGAGGAUAACCCAGCGGAUUUCAACUACUUCUUUGAUACUUCUCGGAGGAGGACCUGUUACAUUGCUCCGGAACGUUUCGUUGACGGUGGUAUGUUUGCCACUGAGUUAGAAUAUAUGAGAGAUCCCUCAACUCCGCUGGUAGACUUAAAUAGCAAUCAGAGGACAAGAGGAGAGUUGAAGAGAGCAAUGGACAUCUUUUCAGCAGGCUGUGUGAUAGCUGAGCUUUUUACAGAAGGUGUGCCAUUGUUUGAUCUCUCUCAACUGUUGGCAUAUAGAAAUGGACACUUUUUUCCUGAACAAGUGCUAAAUAAAAUAGAAGAUCGCAGCAUCAGAGAAUUGGUAACACAGAUGAUUCACCGUGAGCCAGAAAAACGUUUCGAGGCUGAAGAUUACUUAAAGCAGCAGCGUGGCAAUGCCUUCCCUGAGAUAUUUUAUACUUUCCUUCAGCCUUACAUGGCACAGUUUGCUAAGGAAACUUUUCUUUCUGCCGAUGAGCGCAUUCUGGUUAUACGGAAGGAUUUGGGCAACAUUAUUCACAAUCUCUGUGGACAGGAUCUGCCAGAAAAAGCGGAAGGCGAGCCAAAGGAAAGUGGGCUGGUUAUCUUGGUGUCGGUUAUUACAUCCUGCCUACAGACUCUUAAAUACUGUGACUCGAAGCUUGCUGCUUUAGAACUUAUUCUACACUUGGCCCCAAGACUAAGUGUGGAAAUCCUUUUGGAUCGUAUCACUCCAUACCUUCUGCAUUUCAGCAAUGACUCUGUUCCUAGAGUGAGGGCAGAAGCCUUGAGGACGCUGACCAAAGUCCUUGCUCUUGUCAAAGAAGUUCCUCGCAAUGACGUCAAUAUCUACCCAGAAUACAUUCUUCCAGGCAUAGCCCACCUUGCCCAGGAUGAUGCUACUAUUGUUAGACUAGCCUAUGCUGAAAACAUUGCACUACUGGCAGAAACAGCCCUGAGAUUCCUGGAAUUAGUGCAGCUGAAAAAUCUCAACAUGGAAAAUGACCCUAAUGGUGAAGAAAUGGAUGAAGUCACACAUCCAAAUGGGAACUAUGACAUAGAGCUCCAAGCCUUACAUGAAAUGGUCCAGCAGAAAGUUGUCACCUUAUUAAGUGAUCCUGAAAAUAUUGUGAAACAAACUUUAAUGGAGAAUGGAAUAACUCGGCUCUGUGUGUUCUUUGGACGGCAGAAAGCCAAUGACGUUUUGUUGUCUCACAUGAUCACUUUCCUGAAUGACAAGAAUGAUUGGCAUCUACGUGGAGCUUUCUUUGAUAGCAUAGUUGGUGUUGCUGCCUAUGUUGGUUGGCAGAGCUCUUCAAUCCUCAAGCCCCUGCUCCAGCAAGGUCUCAGUGAUGCUGAAGAAUUUGUUAUUGUGAAAGCGCUCAAUGCCCUUACCUGCAUGUGCCAGUUAGGGCUGCUGCAGAAACCCCAUGUCUACGAGUUUGCCAGUGAUAUUGCCCCCUUCCUGUGUCAUCCUAAUCUGUGGAUACGUUACGGUGCUGUGGGCUUUAUUACAGUGGUAGCUCACCAAAUAAGUACAGCUGAUGUCUACUGCAAACUGAUGCCUUAUCUUGACCCCUAUAUCACCCAACCAAUCAUACAGAUUGAAAGGAAGCUUGUUCUACUCAGUGUUUUAAAAGAGCCAGUAAGUCGGUCUAUCUUUGAUUACGCUCUGAGGUCCAAGGACAUCGCUAGCUUGUUCCGACAUCUUCACCUGCGCCAGAAGAAGCGGAGCGGCUGUCUUCCUGCCUGCCCCCCACCUGAGGACCCGGCCAUAGCCCAGCUGCUGAAGAAACUCCUCUCACAGGGAAUGACAGAGGAAGAAGAAGACAAACUUCUGGCGCUGAAAGACUUCAUGAUGAAAUCAAAUAGAGCCAAAGCAAAUAUAGUAGACCAGAGCCACCUUCAUGAUAGUAGCCAGAAAGGAGUGAUUGACUUGGCAGCAUUAGGCAUAACAGGGAGACAAGUUGAUCUUGUUAAGACUAAACAAGAGCCAGAUGACAAACGGGCUAGAAAACAUGUGAAACAAGACGCAAAUGUAAAUGAAGAGUGGAAAAGCAUGUUUGGGUCCCUGGAACCAGCAACUAUCCCGCAGGCCCUGCCUAAAGCCAGUGACCAUGAGGUGAUUCAGGCUGGGAAGCCACCACGUUCCGAGUCCUCUGCAGCCGUCUGUGUCCCUUUGUCAACUUCUCCUCAGGUUUCAGAAGUAACAAAUAUUCCAAAUAAAAAACCAGUAAUACAGGUUUUAAGCAGCACCAUUUUGCCGUCUACUUACCAGAUUCGGAUCACAACCUGUAAAACUGAGCUUCAGCAACUCAUCCAGCAAAAGCGGGAGCAGUGUAACGCUGAGCGGAUAGCCAAGCAGAUGAUGGAGGACGCUGAAUGGGAGAGCAAACCACCUCCACCUGGGUGGCGUCCUAAAGGGCUCCUGGUUGCACAUCUUCACGAGCACAAAUCUGCUGUGAAUCGCAUUAGAGUCUCUGAUGAACACUCCCUUUUUGCUACCUGUUCAAACGAUGGCACAGUGAAAAUCUGGAACAGUCAGAAGAUGGAGGGGAAGACCACCACCACGAGGUCUAUUCUGACAUACAGCCGAAUUGGAGGACGAGUCAGGACCCUGACGUUCUGCCAAGGCUCCCACUACUUGGCCAUCGCUUCUGAUAAUGGUGCGCUCCAGCUUCUUGGGGUUGAGGCUUCCAAGUUGCCCAAGUCUCCUAAAAUCCAUCCUCUACAAAGCAGGAUUCUGGAUCAGAAGGAAGAUGGUUGUGUGGUGGACAUGCAUCACUUCAACUCUGGGGCGCAGUCCAUUCUUGCCUAUGCCACUGUGAAUGGCUCUCUGGUGGGCUGGGACCUGAGGUCUUCCAGCAAUGCAUGGACACUAAAGCAUGAUUUGAAGUCAGGCCUCAUCACUUCCUUUGCUGUGGACAUCCACCAGUGCUGGCUCUGCAUUGGUACAAGCAAUGGUACCAUGGCAUGUUGGGACAUGAGGUUCCAGUUACCAAUUUCCAGUCACUGUCAUCCCUCCAGGGCUCGAAUCAGGCGCCUCUCAAUGCACCCCCUGUAUCAGUCUUGGGUAAUUGCAGCUGUUCAGGGCAAUAACGAAGUGUCCAUGUGGGACAUGGAGACUGGUGACAGAAGAUUUACUCUCUGGGCCAGCAGUGCACCGCCACUUUCUGAGCUACAGCCUUCUCCUCACAGUGUCCAUGGCAUCUACUGCAGUCCUGCAGAUGGAAACCCGAUCCUGCUGACCGCUGGCUCAGACACGAAAAUAAGGUUUUGGGACUUGGCUUACCCAGAAAGGUCCUAUGUUGUGGCAGGAAGUUCCAGUUCGCCGUCGGUGUCGUACUAUAGGAAGGUAAUAGAAGGCACCGAAGUUGUACAGGAAAUUCAGAAUAAGCAGAAGGUUGGAUCAAGUGAUGACACCCCUCGAAGGGGCCCAGAAUCUCUGCCUGUAGGACACCAUGAUAUUAUCACAGAUAUUGCCACCUUUCAGACAACUCAAGGCUUCAUCGUGACUGCUUCUAGAGAUGGGAUUGUGAAGGUGUGGAAAUAAAACCUGCUACCUUGUAUAAAUUGUUUGAAGUACUAAAUGUACCAUAAUUCAGGAGAAAAGGUAUUUCUAGUGAACAGACAUGAAGACGUUCAUUUUUCUAGUCUUUAAAAUCAUGUACAUAUUACUCUGGCUAAACAUCCCGUCCAAAGUGGUGUGGGAAGCUGAGCUGGCGAGUUACUCCCGCAUCUCUGAAGACCCAGCAAGACAGAACUGUCUGGAGUUCUCACUGUAUGCGUCACAGGGGAGAAGUGUAAAAAGCACAGAUGAGUGUGAUGUCAUUUAUUUUGUAUUGAAAAAAGAUGGUUGUAAGCUCUUAUGUAAACACAUUUUUGCUAUUGUAAAUGCUAUUCAAACCUGUAAGUAAACUAUAUCAAAGCAC
Jaculus jaculus (lesser Egyptian jerboa) is the source of this 4744-nucleotide messenger RNA. It is a transcript of the gene Pik3r4, whose product is annotated as phosphoinositide-3-kinase regulatory subunit 4. The record is from RefSeq and is a predicted model, not a curated record. The transcript has 20 exons. The coding region runs from base 289 to 4365 and encodes 1358 amino acids. NCBI's taxonomy places the organism in Eukaryota, Metazoa, Chordata, Mammalia, Rodentia, Dipodidae. Gene Ontology annotation, molecular function: protein binding; ATP binding; protein serine/threonine kinase activity. Gene Ontology annotation, cellular component: phosphatidylinositol 3-kinase complex, class III, type I; nucleus-vacuole junction; late endosome. Gene Ontology annotation, biological process: protein phosphorylation; autophagy of peroxisome; protein targeting to vacuole.